Messenger RNA from Sciurus carolinensis (gray squirrel), 817 nucleotides. RefSeq names its product lin-7 homolog B, crumbs cell polarity complex component (gene Lin7b). Lineage: Eukaryota; Metazoa; Chordata; Mammalia; Rodentia; Sciuridae. The record is from RefSeq and is a predicted model, not a curated record. The transcript is spliced from 6 exons. Gene Ontology annotation, cellular component: MPP7-DLG1-LIN7 complex; synapse; basolateral plasma membrane. Gene Ontology annotation, molecular function: L27 domain binding. Gene Ontology annotation, biological process: maintenance of epithelial cell apical/basal polarity; protein localization to basolateral plasma membrane; neurotransmitter secretion. The coding region runs from base 48 to 728 and encodes 226 amino acids.
CUCGCCGGCGACGGGGCAGGCGGGCGGCUGGCGGCUGUGGCGCCGACAUGGCCGCGCUGGUGGAGCCGCUGGGGCUGGAGCGGGACGUGUCCCGGGCCGUGGAGCUCCUCGAGCGCCUCCAGCGCAGCGGGGAGCUGCCCCCGCAGAAGCUGCAGGCCCUCCAGCGAGUCCUGCAGAGCCGCUUCUGCUCCGCCAUCCGUGAGGUGUAUGAGCAGCUCUACGACACGCUGGACAUCACUGGCAGUGCUGAGAUACGGGCUCAUGCCACAGCCAAGGCCACCGUGGCUGCUUUCACAGCCAGUGAGGGCCAUGCACAUCCCAGGGUAGUGGAGCUGCCCAAGACAGAUGAGGGCCUGGGCUUCAACAUCAUGGGUGGCAAAGAGCAGAACUCGCCCAUCUACAUUUCCCGUGUCAUCCCUGGAGGAGUGGCCGAUCGCCAUGGAGGCCUCAAACGUGGGGACCAACUGCUGUCAGUGAAUGGUGUGGGCUGGGCAAGGGCAGCAGGCCCAGGCCCAGCGGUCUUGUGUGGCCCUGCCCUGCAGAGUGUUGAGGGUGAGCAGCAUGAGAAGGCGGUGGAGUUGCUGAAGGCGGCCCAGGGCUCGGUGAAGCUGGUGGUGCGUUACACACCUCGUGUGCUGGAGGAGAUGGAGGCCCGCUUUGAGAAGAUGCGCUCUGCGCGCAGGCGCCAGCAGCACCAGAGCUACUCGUCCUUAGAGUCACGAGGCUGAAAUCACAGAUCUGGACCUUCACCUUCACCCUGUCCCCCUGUACAGUAUUUAUUGUCACUGGUUCCUUAUUUAAAGAUCUUUGACCCUCA